GCGUUUAAGCGGCGUGCGUAUGUUUUCGAGAGCGUCCUCCGAAGGUGACGCAGGGGGCGAACAUGCCGGCUCACUAGGUGAUAUCUCUUGCACGCCGUUGUCUUAACUAGAGCUUCCAGACCGGGCGUAGCACCGCGAAGAGAGGACCGCUAUUCUGCAGGGCAACUAGCGUCAACGUAGGAACAGCGCUAGCCAUGGCAUUCUCUUUGGCCAGUCGUUUAGGCCUGGCGACGACUGUGGCGAUGCUUCGGUCGCCCGUGCGUCUCCUCAGCACCGCGGCGCCGAUCGCCGACAAGAUUGCCAAUCUGAUCAAGCAGGACAAAGUGGUCGUCUUCAUGAAGGGCGUGCCCGAGCAACCCCGGUGCGGCUUCAGCAACGCCGUGGUUCAAGUGCUGCGCAUGCACGGCGUCGACUACAGCGCACACGACGUGCUCCAAGACGAGGCGCUGCGUCAGGGCAUCAAGGACUUCAGCAACUGGCCCACGAUACCGCAGGUCUACAUCGACGGUCAGUUCGUUGGCGGCUGCGACAUCGUGCUACAGUUGCACCAGAGCGGAGAGUUGGUCGACGAACUGGCCAAAGUGGGCAUCAAGUCGCUGCUCGUCGACUCCGGCUCGUCGACCACCGACGAAAAGCAGGAGAAGCGGUAACCGGCGGAAGAUGUGUGUUUUGUAGCUUAGGUCUCUUUCGGCGACGGUUUGAGAAUACGGGUUCGGCGGUGAAAGACGCUCGGUGUCGCCAAAAUUCUCGUGCGUCGCUUUCUUCAAGUUGUGAAGCGCUCAAGGUUGCGAGAUGCUCAGGCGCCUCAUCUCGCCGGUGUGUUUUUCCGGCACUUAUAAACCAUGGGCGAAUAAUUCGGCGUGCGAUGUUUCCUGACUCGCGUUUUGCAAACAAAAGGACUUUUCUGUGCUGAGACCGUCAAGCGAGAGUCGGUUGCGGUCCAGCGUCGACCGCUAGAGAACAGUCCGUUGCAGAUUCCCGCCUCGGGGCCACGCUGGGCUACGUGACUGCCGACGGCUCGGUGAUGGCGGCGCCCGCGGGCUCCUUUAAUUUUUUUUUUCCCCUUUCUUUCUCCACCUCCCCAGUUGUUGUCGCUGCUGCGGUGUAUACAUUUGCGUUUCGUGGGGAUACCUAGCGGAGAGCAUCACAGCCAGUACGUUUCCGAUUACUUUUUUUUUUUCUUUUAUUUUCCUUUCGUCGGAGCUUACUGGCCGCAAGCGCGCAAGUUUUGUGAUCUACGCGGCUGUUGAAGCGCUUGAUUUAGAGCUCGUACGCAAUAAAUUUAUUCUUGCACCUGC
Rhipicephalus sanguineus (brown dog tick) is the source of this 1298-nucleotide messenger RNA. Its product is annotated as glutaredoxin-related protein 5, mitochondrial. The record is from RefSeq and is a predicted model, not a curated record. NCBI's taxonomy places the organism in Eukaryota, Metazoa, Arthropoda, Arachnida, Ixodida, Ixodidae. The coding region runs from base 195 to 650 and encodes 151 amino acids. The transcript has a single exon.